Molecule: messenger RNA, 1524 nt
Organism: Somion occarium
Lineage: Eukaryota; Fungi; Basidiomycota; Agaricomycetes; Polyporales; Cerrenaceae
Source: the annotation of a GenBank genome assembly
AAGUCGCUUCGUUCUCACUCAUCCGAUAGAGCUAACGAGAUGUUCAUGAGGCCAGUCAUCACUGUUGGGUCACAUUGACGAACGUUCUACAAGUACUCGGGACCGGCUUCGUCUUCCAAUAUUCACAUUCCCCACCACCUUGAACAGACCUAAAACACGCACGUUGGACGAAGCUCUCGCCUUACACUUCUGAUACAGACAACGACCCAUAUGGCCACCAUGAAUAUAUUGCCGAGAACACUACCUAUCGCCCCUCCAGACCCCUAUAUGCCCAUUUGCUCCACAGAAAACGUGUGCGCAGUUACCAGGUCGCAGUAUUUGGAGUUCAAGAACGAAGCACUUCCGAUUUGAUUGCUGCUGCUUGUGGGGAUAUAUAAAGCGCAUCAAUUACGUUGCAUUUCCCCGCUGGGUUCUGCUGGCGCCGUAACUCUCCUGGUUGGCUGGCUAGAAGAGACUGUACGCAACAAUGCAUCUCGUUCUUCCUGCUGUUGUGCUUUCUUUCGUGUCUUCGAUCAUCGCUCAGAAGAUCGUCCUCACGAAUGACGAUGGCUGGGCGGUCGCUCAAAUACGUGCUCAGUUUGAUGCAUUAACUGAGGCCAAUUAUGAUGUCAUCCUGUCUGCUCCAGCUGAGAAUAAGUCUGGCACAGGAUCGAGCACAACAACUCCUGAGCCUCGUACCGAGCCUUGUCAGUUUAACAGUUGCCCUGCUGGCUCACCUGCAGAAGGCGCCAAUGCUACCAAUCCUCGCUUCAAUUAUGUGAACGGUUUCCCUGUGGAUUCAGCGAAGUUCGGAAUCCAGACGCUUGCACCUCACUUCUUCAACUCCGCACCAGAUUUCGUCGUCAGUGGUCCUAAUGUCGGCUUAAACACCGAAUUGUCGGUAUUUGGCUCCGGGACCGUUGGCGCGGCUUGUGAAGGUGCAAAGGAAGGCAUUCCCUCAAUUGCUUUCUCGGGACAAGGGUCAUCCGCAGUUUCGUAUACCACCCUCGAUUCGGAUCCUACGUCUUCUUCGACCCUCUCUGCUCUCUUCAACGCCAAUCUGACGACCAUAUUCAUGAAGGCGCUCUCUGCGUCUACAGCAUCACCUGUUUUACCUUCGGGCGUCGCGCUGAACGUCAAUUUCCCCCAUUUAGACGCCUCGACCUGCGCUCAGCCAUCUGACGUCCAAUGGGUUUUCGCCAGAGCUUUACCCUCUCUCCUACCUACCGACGUCAAUAUAUGCGACAAUGGGGGGAGGUUGCCGGUGGACGAGACGGUGGUGCAUGCUGGUUGUUUCGCGAGCGUAGUCGUUAUUGACGCGAGCUGGAAGAUCGAUGUACUUGGAAGUACCCAGCGGAAAGUGCUGGAUAGCCUGAGUCACCUUGACUUCGCUUGUCUCCCGAAUUAAUGAUACCAUUGUCGUAGGAAGUAGAAGGAGAUAGGCUUGUAACCACUUAACGUUACAAGGUAUAUUGUCCAGUAACAAUACAACGAAGACGGGCUGUGCUUUACAUACUACGCAUACAAGUCCAACAAACUAAGUGG